CGCCCAGCGUGGCCACGUGACGAGGGAGGGGCGGGUUGCGGAGAACGCUUCGCUUUCCCCCCGGGGCAAUUUCUUGACCACCUUCCAGGGUCUCCCAGCUGGGCGCCGCUCAAAGGCUCCCCUGGCCGAAAGCAGGGGACCCGCCCGCCCCGGCGCCGCCUCCGCCUCGGCCGCGCUCUGUCACGUGCGGAGGGGCCGCGGUGAAGGAGAAAGGGAGGGCCGGGGCGGGCCGAGGCGAACGGGGCGGGGACUCGCGGUGUCCUGGGGAGGCUCUUAGGGCUGGGCCCGUUCUGGAGGUGCGGACGCUCGCUGUCGCUGCUGCCGCCGCCUCGGCCUCAGCUGCCUCUGCUGGCCGUCACCAUGAACCAGGACCUGCAGAAGGAGCGGGCCGCCGCCAGCUUCAACCCGGAGCUGCUCACGCACGUCCUGGACGGCAGCCCUGAGAACACCCGGCGCCGUCGAGAGAUCGAGAACCUGAUUCUGAAAGACCCAGACUUCCAGCAUGAGGACUUGAAUUUCCUCAGUCGUAGCCAGCGUUACGAGGUGGCUGUUAGGAAGAGUGCUACCAUGGUGGAGAAGAUGAGGAAGUUUAACAUCGCAGACCCUGCUGAAAUCAUGUGGUUUAAAAACCUUGUGCACCGAGGGCAGUCUGGGCCUCUGGAUCUUCACUUGGGCAUGUUCCUGCCCACCUUGCUUCACCAGGCAACCGAGGAACAGCAGGAACGCUUCUUCGUGCCCACCUGGAACUUGGAGAUCAUUGGCACUUAUGCCCAGACAGAGAUGGGUCAUGGAACUCAUCUUCGAGGCUUGGAAACCACAGCCACUUAUGACCCUGAAACCCAGGAGUUCAUUCUUAAUAGUCCUACUGUGACCUCCAUCAAGUGGUGGCCUGGUGGGCUUGGAAAGACUUCAAAUCAUGCAAUAGUACUCGCCCAACUCAUCACUCAGGGGAAAUGCUAUGGAUUACAUGCCUUCAUUGUACCUAUUCGUGAACUUGGGACGCAUAAGCCUUUACCAGGUAUUACUGUUGGAGACAUUGGCCCCAAAUUUGGCUAUGAUGAGAUGGAUAACGGCUACCUGAAGAUGGACAAUUAUCGCAUUCCCAGGGAAAACAUGCUGAUGAAGCACGCUCAGGUGAAGCCUGAUGGCACAUACGUGAAACCCCUGAGUAACAAGCUGACCUACGGGACCAUGGUGUUUAUCAGGUCCUUCCUUGUGGGAGAAUCCGCUCGGUGUCUGUCUAAGGCAUGCACCAUUGCCAUCCGCUACAGUGCCGUGAGGCAUCAGUCUGAAAUCAAGCCAGGUGAACCAGAACCACAGAUUUUGGAUUAUCAAACCCAGCAGUAUAAACUCUUUCCCCUCCUGGCCACUGCCUAUGCCUUCCAGUUUGUAGGCGCAUACAUGAAGGAGACCUAUCAUCGGAUUAAUGAAGACAUCAGCCAAGGGGACCUGAGUGAGCUGCCUGAGCUUCACGCCCUCACUGCCGGGCUGAAGGCUUUCACGUCCUGGACGACUAACACUGGUAUUGAAGCAUGUCGGAUGGCUUGUGGCGGGCAUGGCUAUUCUCACUGCAGUGGACUUCCAAAUAUUUAUGUCAAUUUUACCCCAACCUGCACCUUCGAGGGAGAAAACACUGUCAUGAUGCUACAGACGGCCCGGUUCCUGAUGAAAAGUUAUGACCAGGUGCACUCAGGCAAGUUGGUGUGUGGCAUGGUGUCCUACUUGAAUGACCUGCCCAGCCAGCACAUCCAGCCACAGCAGGUGGCCGUCUGGCCAACCGUGGUGGAUAUCAACAGCCCUGACAGCCUGACAGAAGCGUACAAGCUUCGUGCGGCCAGAUUAGUAGAAAUUGCUGCGAAAAACCUUCAAACUGAAGUGAUUCACAGAAAAAGCAAGGAGGUAGCAUGGAACCUAACUUCCGUUGACCUCGUUCAAGCAAGUGAGGCACAUUGCCACUAUGUGGCAGUUAAGCUCUUUUCAGAAAAACUCCUCCAAAUUCAAGAGAAAUCCAUCCAAGCCGUCUUAAGGAAUUUGUGUCUCUUGUAUUGUCUGUAUGGAAUCAGUCGGAACGCAGGGGAUUUUCUUCAGGGGAGCAUCAUGACAGAGUCUCAAAUCACCCAAGUGAACGAGCGCGUAAAGGAGUUACUGACUGUGAUUCGCCCUGACGCUGUUGCUCUGGUUGAUGCAUUUGAUUUUCAGGAUGUGACACUGGGCUCUGUGCUUGGCCGCUAUGAUGGGAAUGUGUACGAAAACUUGUUUGAAUGGGCCAAGAAAUCCCCAUUGAACAACACAGAGGUCCAUGAAUCUUACUACAAGCACCUAAAGUCACUGCAGUCCAAGCUCUGAAGUGUCUUGAGGACAAGUUCAAUCUCCCGAAAGUAACUGUACUCUACUCCCCUUAUACCUGUCACACAAAUUCGUGUGGAAUCUGUAUCAAAUUUAGAAAAGCUAGAGCAAAUGAUAAAUUGACCCUUUUCUCUUUUUAUAAAUGAAAAAAAAAAAGAACAGAUUUGAGAUUAAAGGAAAAAAACAGUUGUGUUUUACAAGUGCAAUUAACACUGAAAGAGACCUGUUAAGCGUUCAGAAAAAGCUUUAAGAAAUGCCGUGUGACUUCCAUCUGCAACACUGAUCCCAGGAGGCCGGGACUGUUGAUAAUUCGUAGAAUUUAACUACUAAGUAGUUAAUUAUUUUCACAUCUUAAUUGCUAAUCACUGGAUAUGCAAGUGUUUUUAAGCAAAGGUAUUUUUUAAGUGGGGGUAGAACCCUUCCAAGCUUUCCUGCUAAUUGUCCUACCACUCCUGCCGUGGGCGCUGGCUAGAAAGCAGGACUGAAGAAGAGGGAUUGGGGAAAGAAACUAAUCAGGAAACUGUGUGUGUGUGUGUGUGUGUGUGUGUGUGUGUGUGUGUGUGUGUGUGUGUGUGUG
This is a messenger RNA of Lagenorhynchus albirostris (white-beaked dolphin), 2923 nucleotides long. RefSeq names its product acyl-CoA oxidase 1 (gene ACOX1). The record is from RefSeq and is a predicted model, not a curated record. The coding region runs from base 361 to 2346 and encodes 661 amino acids. Gene Ontology annotation, biological process: lipid homeostasis; very long-chain fatty acid metabolic process; fatty acid beta-oxidation using acyl-CoA oxidase. Gene Ontology annotation, molecular function: FAD binding; fatty acid binding. Gene Ontology annotation, cellular component: peroxisome. The transcript has 14 exons. NCBI's taxonomy places the organism in Eukaryota, Metazoa, Chordata, Mammalia, Artiodactyla, Delphinidae.